Messenger RNA from Hemibagrus wyckioides, 3260 nucleotides. RefSeq names its product major vault protein (gene mvp). Bases 271 to 2883 code for a protein of 870 amino acids. The transcript is spliced from 17 exons. The record is from RefSeq and is a predicted model, not a curated record. Lineage: Eukaryota; Metazoa; Chordata; Actinopteri; Siluriformes; Bagridae. Gene Ontology annotation, cellular component: nucleus; cytoplasm.
CACAAGCAGCCCGACUACAGGAAAACAACACAUACGACACCCUCACUGUUAUUCCGAAGCCUACUUAAAAACAGGGGCAAAGUCUGUUGUUUACCGGAGGGCUUGUGUACAUCCCAAGCCACACCCCCGCUCCUCUCAUCGACACGCCCCCCUAAACGUAGCGCUAUUAAAGAGCUUGGGAAAAGGGCGUUUUUCCGUGAUCUGUCAUCUGUCCACGCAGACUUUAACUUCCCCGCAAAACUGUCCGAAUCUAGACCUGCAGGUAAUCACAUGGAGAACGAGCGUAGCGACACUUCGAUCAUCAGGAUUCCUCCACACCACUACAUCCAUGUGUUGGAUCAGAACACCAACAUCGCUCGGGUUGAGGUUGGACCCCUCACCUACAUCCGCCAGGAUAAUGAGAGGGUUCUCUUUCCCCCAACUCGUAUGACCAUGGUGCCUCCUCGCCAUUAUUGUGUGAUCCUGAACCCGGUAGCUCGUGAUGAUGAGGGACAUGUUCAGUUCGACACAGCAGGCCAAGCUAAACUCCGCCAUGCAGACCUGGAGAUCCGUCUGACCCAGGAUCCUUUUCCACUCUACCCUGGAGAAGAGAUACAGAAGGAAGUUACUCCACUGCAGAUCGUGUAUCCCGACACAGCUAUAAGGCUGCAGGCUCUUCUGGACUUUGAGCAAGAAAAUGGAGAGAAGAGAGUGGCUGGAGACGAGUGGCUGUUUGAAGGGCCAGGAACGUACAUCCCUAGGAAAGAGGUGGCCGUCCUGGAGACCAUCAAAGCCACAGUGAUUCGAGAGAACCAGGCCAUUCGCCUUCGAGCUCGUAAAGAGGGUGUGGACCGCACUGGAGUUCGCAGAGUGACUGGUGAGGAGUGGCAGGUCUGUAAAGUUGGUGCAUACCUGCCUGGAGUGCAUGAGGAAGUCAUCGACAUUGUGAAUGCGUUCAUCCUCACUGAUAAGAAUGCGCUGCAUGUGCGUGCUCUCCGUCCAUUCCGGGAUGCAGGAGGGCGAGACAGAAGGACAGGGGAGGAGUGGCUGGUGACGGUCGCAGACAGAGAAGCACACAUCCCCUCUGUGGCUGAGGAGGUAGUUGGGGUUGUAAACGUGACCACGCUGAGCAGCAGGGAGUACUGCGUGAUCCUGGACCCAGUUGGGCCAGAUGGAAAGCCCCAGCUUGGACAGAAGAGAGUGGUGAAAGGUGAGUGCUCGUUCUUCCUGCGGCCCGGUGAGCAUUUGGAGAACGGCAUUCAGGAUGUCUACGUUCUGUCCGAAGAGGAGGGACUGGUGCUGCGUGCUGUGGAGGCCUUCACUGAUAAAGAGGCGCAACAGGAAGACGAAGACGAAGACGAAGACGAAGACGAAGAGGAGCAAGAGGGGCAGUCCAAAAAGGCCACUGUACAGAGACGCCCGGGAGACCGCUGGAUGCUGCGAGGGCCUAUUGAAUAUGUCCCACCUGCCACUGUAGAGGUCCUGCUUCGCCGGCAGGCCAUUCCACUGGACGAGAAUGAAGGAAUAUAUGUGCGGGACAUCAAGACCGGCAAGGUGCGGGCUGUCAUUGGUCGCACCUACAUGCUGACACACGAUGAGGAGUUGUGGGAAAAGGAACUCCCUCUUAAUGUGGAGAAGUUGCUGAGCAAUAUGCGUGACCCAAUGUCCAGCCGCUCGAGUCGGGACGUGGAUGCCGCUGCUGAACCCAGGGACAAAACCAGAGUGGUGUCCUACCGUGUUCCCCAUAAUGCUGCAGUGCAGGUGUACGACUACAGAGAGAAGAAAGCCAGGGUGGUGUUUGGGCCUGAUUUGGUGAUGCUGGGCCCGGAAGAGCAGUUCACGGUUCUGUCUCUGUCUGGAGACAAGCCCAAGCGGCCCAACGUCAUUAAGGCCAUCUGCCUUCUCCUCGGGCCUGACUUCUGCACUGACAUCAUCACCAUAGAAACCGCCGACCAUGCCCGUCUGCAGCUUCAGCUUGCCUACAACUGGCACUUUGAGAUAAAGAACCAGACAGACCCCACACAAGCAGCAGCACUCUUCUCAGUGCCUGACUUUGUGGGUGAUGCCUGUAAAGCCAUCGCUUCCAGGAUCAGAGGAGCUGUGGCUUCGGUGCAGUUUGAUGACUUCCACAAGAACUCAAACCGGAUCAUCUGCUCAGCCGUGUUUGGCUUUGACGAGAAGCUGGCAGUACGUUCCAGUCUGCGCUUCGGUCAGAACGGGCUGGUGAUCAGCAGCGUGGACAUUCAGUCAGUGGAGCCAGUGGACCAGCGCACGCGUGAUGCCCUGCAGAAGAGUGUCCAGCUCGCCAUUGAGAUCACUACCAACUCCCAGGAGGCCACAGCUCGGCAUGAGGCAGAGCGCCUGGAGCAGGAGGCACGCGGCAAACUGGAGAGGCAGAAGAUCACAGACCAGGCAGAUGCUGAGAGAGCCAGAAAGGAGCUGCUAGAGCUGGAGGCACUCAGUGCUGCUGUAGAGAGUACUGGAGCAGCAAAGGCAGAAGCUCAGUCCAGGGCAGAGGCAGCACGUAUCCAGGGUGAGGCCGCUGUGGAAGAAGCCAAACUUAAAGUUGAGGCCCAGAGAAUAGAAGCGGAAGCUGAACUGGUGCGUCUGGCAAAAGCACGUGAGCAGGAGCUCCAGUAUAAGAAGGAAAUCGAUCGCUUGGAUGUGGAGAAGCAACAGAAACUGUCCGAGAUUGAAACCCAACGUUUCAAACAGAUGGUAGACGCUAUUGGCAGUGAUACACUGACAGAGAUGUCCAGAGCCGGACCCGAGCUACAGGUUAAAAUGCUGCAAGCUCUGGGUCUUAAAUCCACUCUGAUCACAGAUGGCUCUUCUCCCAUCAAUCUGUUCACUACCGCUAACGGCCUGCUGGGGGCAAUGAAGAGCUCUGAGGAAAAGCCAUGAAACUGAAAAGAAAAUAAGAAGCCCUAGACUUCAGAUAUCAUAAAAAUGUCUAAGAAAUUGCUGCAUGUCAAAGCCUUUCAGUGUUUUUCUUAGUUAUAUUUACUUUUGUUUGUUUUCUUGGGUCUUUAUUUUCUCCCUGCCAAAUAUCAAUACUAUAUUACUAUGAGAGGAAAUAGUUUAGAAAAACUAAUAGCAAUAGUUGGUUGGUGUGUAUUCUAUGCAAAUAUAUUUGCUUUUAAAUAUGUGCCUAACUUGACCAAACAUUACAGAUUUAUUUCCUUAUCCACCGAAGCCUUAUAAAUCAUACAGUGAUCCAAAAGCAUCUUCGAGUACCUUAUGUGCAUUAUAAGUAAUAAACGUUUAAAACGUGUAUAUAA